Messenger RNA from Lepus europaeus (European hare), 10404 nucleotides. RefSeq names its product dynactin subunit 5 (gene DCTN5). Bases 97 to 645 code for a protein of 182 amino acids. The transcript has 6 exons. The record is from RefSeq and is a predicted model, not a curated record. Lineage: Eukaryota; Metazoa; Chordata; Mammalia; Lagomorpha; Leporidae.
AAACCGGAAGUAGCGGAGCAACCGGAAGUAGCCUGCAUCCCUGACGUCUGGACGUGGUUUGACAGGACCCGGAGCUGUGGCGAGGAGUUGGCGGCCAUGGAGCUGGGCGAGCUGCUCUACAACAAGUCCGAGUACAUUGAGACGGCAUCUGGGAACAAAGUCAGUCGCCAAUCUGUGUUGUGUGGAAGCCAGAACAUCGUUCUUAAUGGCAAGACCAUUGUGAUGAAUGACUGUAUCAUCCGAGGGGACCUGGCAAAUGUAAGAGUUGGACGCCACUGUGUUGUGAAAAGUCGUAGUGUCAUAAGGCCACCAUUCAAGAAAUUCAGCAAAGGUGUUGCGUUCUUUCCUUUACAUAUCGGGGACCAUGUCUUUAUUGAGGAAGAUUGUGUGGUCAAUGCAGCUCAGAUUGGUUCCUACGUUCACGUCGGCAAGAACUGUGUGAUUGGGCGCCGGUGUGUGUUGAAAGACUGCUGCAAAAUUCUUGACAACACGGUGUUACCGCCUGAGACUGUGGUCCCACCAUUCACCGUCUUCUCAGGCUGUCCAGGACUCUUCUCAGGGGAGCUCCCCGAGUGCACCCAGGAGCUGAUGAUUGACGUCACCAAGAGCUACUACCAGAAGUUUUUGCCCCUGACACAAGUCUAGUGUCUCUGCCUCAUGUUUUGAGUUCGCUUGGGCUCUAAAAUGAACUUGGGGACAAAGUCAGCUGGUUGGCAUCUACAAAGAGCUCUUUGACAUUUUUUUUUUUUAAUUCUUCAGGAUUUUUCAAUCCAUCAAGGCUCUAAGCUCUUAAGAGUUUAAUAACAGAACAUAUGGAGGAGUUGUGGUCAGAUGCUGUGCUUUGACCUUAUCAAUCAACAGUCAUUUCGUACCUUUAUCUUUGGAACACAGAAUUGCCUGUUCCCCGUGCUGCAAGCCCUCAGCCCUGUGGAUGGCAGGAUCCUGCCUGCAGUGGGCCGUCAGGGCAGCAGCACCCUCCCCGCGUGGAGAUUGUGUCACUGGCGUGCUUCUCACGGCCACACCACUCACAUACUUCCUCUCAGCAGCCCUGCUGCUGACGCUUGGCCGGUUACCAUGAUUGCUCACAACUCUGGGGGGAGAUUGCGCCUCUUCAAAGACCAGAUUCCUGUUGGCUAUUGCAACCUGAAGGGGGAGGGGAUAGUUAGCAUUUCUCUUCCCAAAAUGACCUUAGGUGUGCCCAAAUAGUUAUAAAAGACUUGUUAGCAUUCUCUUCUAGGGCCUUUGGCUUCCACUAAAAGGGUGGGCUCAGCACUGUAGUGUUUGCAUUUGCCAAGUUCCAGACUUGAGCCUCCUGUGUGGGUGAAUUAGUCAGGUGGUCCUUUCUUGCCCAAGAUGAAGCCUGGGUGAAUUCGCUUCCUGACUCGGAACCCUUCAGUCUGCCUGUAUGUGCUAUAAACCCCACAGUAUAUACAGGUAUCCAAAAUACCUGUGUAUAAGCCUCAUCACAUACGUGCAUGAGUGGCAGUUAAGGUCAUCUUACAGAAACAAGUGAAGAGGAGUGAGUGAAUGCCAGUGCCAUUCUUACCAUCACUUCCGGGUGAUAGCAAAACCUUUCCCGGUUCUGCUCUGCCCUUCAGUUUAGAAGGAAAACUUAGAAGUGAGAGGGCAGAGAAGGUUGCCCUUGCUUAAUGCUCUGAUCUGCUGUAAGUGAAUGGGGUGCAGAACAGUUCAGCCUUGAGGCUUGGACUCUAGCAGGAGCAUUCUUGACUGAAUUUCCAGUUGUAGGGUUUGUGAAAACAGCUAUAUCUAAUCAUCUCCACUAGUCGAAUUUGGUACUCCUUCUGGGUUGCCUUUUUUUUUUUUUAUGUUUGUACAUUAAAAGAAGGAUGCAUGGAGCAGGUCAUUUAAGGUGAUUACUCUGCACCUCCACGACGGCUGCUGCUGUCCAUCAGGCACUUGACUGCGUGCCUGGUGCAGGACUGUGGGCUUUACCUUCACUAGCCUGCUUAUUUCUCAACAUGACGUGGGUGGUAUUCUCAUGUCACAGAGGGGAAGAAAACUCAAUGGCAUUAGAUAACCUGUUCCAGUCCAUACAGCAAAGAAGCAGCCCACCAUGUCUGUGUGGCUGCACAGCCUGGGUUCUUCACUGUGCCCUGGAAAGAAGAGAUGGCCUUGCCCUUGGUGCACAUCCACGAUGCAUCCCGUCUGAUACGGGAAGUCUGUGUUGGCUGCAAUUUGGGGGUCAUAUCCCCCAGGUCCUUUCUUAUUUUGUGUCUGCAAAAAAAGGAGAUCCUUGGCAUUGGCUGAAUUUAUUGGUCUUUAGCCUAACCUCUUGUUCACCUCAGAAUUCUUCCAGGAUAUGUGCGAAGCUUCCCGUCAGCCUGUAUUUGAAUGCCCCCAAAAGGAAGCUUUCCACUAUAUGCAUCUGACGAUCCAUUUUGUCUAUCAAUUGGAAGUAAGAGAGAGAAGAUCAUUUUUUCUGAGCUUUUUUAAAAACAAAUUAAUUUCAAAAAUUCUAAGUAAUUCAAGUAUAUGAUUUGAAAAAUCCAAUUAGUAAAGAAGAAAAAUGAAAUAUUCCCAGCACCCAGUCCCACCCUGUACUUCCUGGAGGCAGCUUCUCAGUAGUUUGUUCCCGGCAUCAAGAGAUGGCAGCUUAUGUAUGUAGGGUUGUAUAUCUCAGCCUCUCAUGCAUACAGUGGGAGCACAGUUUUGUGUUGUUCUACACCUUGAUGCUUUUACUUUAUGUAUCCCAGUUGUUCCAUGUUAACGCUCAUGCCUGAUAAAGAAUAGCAGCUGAGAACAUUUAGAGUGCUUGCCGGGUAUUCUUCUUUGCUCCUUAUAUGUCUUAAUUCCUUUAAUCCUCUCUCAGCUCUGUGGAAGCUAGUUAUUGGCCCCAAGGAACAGAGGAUAAGUGAGUUGCUUGAAGCUGACGUGACAGUGAAUCCAGACAUUCUGGCUCCAGAGCCCACACUUCCAGGCACUCUACUGGAAUCCCUCCACGUUAGCCUUGUCAUUGCCCUGAACUGUGUCAUCUGGCCAGCCUCCACAGCACAAGAAGUUGAGAAAUGACAGAUUUUGCUUUUGAGGCAGGCGGUGUGCUCCAUUGUCUAGGAGCUGCAGCUGUGGUCUGACAGAUGAAUUGGGAGCUAGCUUCCUGGGAGAAUUGUACUGCAUCAUUAAAUGACGUCUUAAAAUUUUGCACCAUGUGGCCAACAUUCAGUUGAGAAAUUUGAAAGGUAGAUUUGACAAAAAUCCAGUUGGAACUAUUUGUUGGAAGUGACAGAAAUCCAGCUUAAGCCAAUUCAGGCAAAAAGAGGGCUUUAUUGGUUUCCACAACAAAUCACAGAAAGGACUAGCUUGAGCAGCAAUGGGACGUGAAUCAUGGACAAGUUACUUAAUCCCUCUGUGCCCUGGUACCCUAAGCCGUACAGUGGGAAUAACAGUAGCACCUCAGAAAGUUCAAGUAGAUUAAACAACUGUAGGUAAAUAUUACGGACAGUUCUUGGCACUUAGAAACAACCCCAUGAGUAAUAAGUUAUUGUGGAACAAUGAACUCUAAAAAUCUAAGCCCCAUCAGGGCCUUUUGACUUUUGUAUCUUUUUAUCUUUUUCACCUUCACAUUAGUAACGGUACAGACUGGGCUGCUGUCACAAAGGCACCACCAAAAUGCAGUUGGCUCAGACAAGACCGAAGUUUAUUUCUUUCUCCUAACAGUACACAGAGGGGCAGGUAGGCCAGAGAUCAGCUGGUCCAAGGCAAGUAAGUGGCUGGACUCCGCCAUGUCAUUAGGUACCCGACUUCCUACAGGUGGCUGCAUUUACCUACAAUGGAGACUAUAAAUCUAGACUCCAGUUGGGCAACCAAAGCUCUAAGGAAGAAAGUUCUCAUAAUAGAAAAGAAAAAGACGAGAAUAGACCUUGGCAGACAGCAGGCAAAUGCCAGCAGACCCCUGUGAUGGCUUCCUUUUCUCCUCCGGCAAGUGGGCUUUCUCCAUGCACGUGGGGACAUGAGAGCUGACCACCACAGACAUGUGUCCUGGUUUGGUGACCUUGAAAGAAAACUGUUUUCCCUUCCAGUUCUAAUUGGGAAAUCCAAGAGAAAGUUCUCAGUGGUUUGUUGUGAACUGCAUGCCCUGUUGUGCCCAGUGGUGUUUGGCCCUAUUAUUAAACUAAUCUGGGUCAUGACCUUUCCUGCAUUCCCCAAGGUAGGGAAAGAGCGGUCUAUACUGAAACAAGGUGGUGGGAAGGCAAAAACUAUAGCUACUACAAACAGUGGAUGAGUCUAGAAUUAUGUGCUGAUGUUGUUUGAAAAUACAUUAACAGUCGUGUGUAUCCUAGCAAAGGCUAGCUGGACUCCGUCUCCAUGGUGGCUCUCACCCCAGGGACAGUCGGUCACCAGAGAAUUGCUCUUAUUUUUCCAGAGAAGUAAGUCUCUUUGUCUUGAGAAUACAAGAAAAAUGGACAGAUGGGAAAGACCUUGAGAUCUUUCCAAGGCUGAGGAUGGGUGUGUGGGGUGUGUAUGGGGGGGAGCAGUAUUAGCUCAUAUAUUUGAAAGGCCAGCCUGAGAUGGGUCUUCAGGCUGGAUCCCAGGACUUCUUGACUUGUGUACUUUGUGUUGUGGUCAGGGAUGUGUCUCUCUUCAGCACUUGUCUCUCUUCCCUCUGAGUUGGUCUUACUCUCAAGCUGCACGGUGUGAUCUCAUAGCUCCAGUUAUUAGUGCAAAGACUCUCCUUCACUGACAAAACCCCUGGAUGUGACUCUCAUUUGUCCAUCCCAGUGAGAUACCCAGCCUCAAGAUGUCAUUGGGGCCAGGAAAGUGGAGUACACUGAUUGGCUAGGCCUGGCCAUAUACCCACAUGGGCUGAGAGUUGGUGCCUGAUGGGGGUGAUGGGGGAUGAUACUAUCAGAGAUGGGAUGAAUGGGCUUUAGACAGGAAAUAUGAUCAAGGGCAUGGUUUAGGCCUCUCUCCUUCCCCAGAUGUCUUCACUUCUCUCUCCCUCCUGCCUACCCUUGCCCCCUGCCCAGUGUUUUCUUUACUCUUGAUCUUGGGAUCUGAGAGUGCUCCUGAAGGGGCAUGUGAGCCUAGAUUAGGGGGCAGAGGGAGCAUGUUGCUUAGCCAACGUGGGGUGUUCAACAAAGAGCUAUGUGAAGGAUGGUCUUCUAUCUGGAACUGCUUCUUUAGGAUCCCCAUAGCACCUUAUGGAGGGAGCCUUUGUCAGGGUGUAGGUAGAGUUCCAGUUGUGUUCUUGUCUAAGCCACACUGGCUGGGAGCUGCAGAAGAGCCAGGUGUGAGCCUGUGUGAGUUAUCCAGCAAGUACGUAAUGGGGUGAUGGUUGGAUAUACGGCACCCACACACACACAAACACACAUACACCCAUGCACACGUGCACGCACAAGCCAGUUAAGGCUCAUGCUCACUUCAUUGGAUCCCUGGUGCACGGAGUAAGGUUGAAUGAUUGAUUCGUGAGCCUCCUGUUGACCGAUUUUGUUUUGCAUGGCUGCAUGAGCCCUUGUGGUUGGUUGGGGUAAGUAGCAGCUUCUGAAUUCGUCACUUCUGCAUGAACCAGUUCACUCAGGACUUGUGCCCACAGUUCCUGUCUUAGUCACUGACCCAUCUGGGCAGCAGCAGACUUGAAGUAACCAGACAAACUGCUCCUAGUUAACACAUCCUUGGAAGUUUCUUAGCUAUCAAGAAGGGUGGCUAGCGAGGGAUUUUUUUUUUUAUCUGUUCUGGCCAAUUAGUGCACAGAAGUGUUCCCCCCACAUUCUGGGGGCCUCCGCCAUUCUCCCAAACAGAUUGGCAUCUGGCCAAGCUGCAUGGUGCUAUGGGUAGUCAGAGCCAGCUGGCUGAUCUCUUAGGGGUAGCUUCUGUGGAACUUCAAGGCAGAAAUGGUACUAACAGUGUUGAGAUCCUGAAUCCAAAGACCGGGUUAUUUUAGAACUGGUCUCAGCAAAAUGCCCCGCCAGUUCUCAUGAGCUCAUGGUCUCUGAAACACCUCUGGAGCCCCCAGCAAUGAGGUUGUGCUUUUUGUAGAGCAUGGGCUUGCUGUCCCUUAUAAGUAGGAAGGUGGGGCUGGGGCCCUGACCAUGUGUUACAUAGAGAAAAGAUAUAUCAUCACCCAUUUGUUCAUUUAACAGAUACUUACUGAGACACUGCUGGGAGCCAUGGACUGCCCUAGCUUGCGGGGGUAGAGUGGAGAAUGCGAUGGAGCUGGUCUUGCCCAUAGGGAUCUUAGCAGCUUCCGUAACAGAGUUCUCUGAUGGAGGCCUGAGGAGGCCAUUUUGAGUCACUACACUGGUGAAGAGUAUGGACACGCCCAGCUCUGCCGCUUCCUGCCCUUGAGACUUGGGGCAGGUUGUCUCACUUCAUGGAAAGUCUGCCUUCCCAGCCAUAGAAGAGGGGAGAUGGGGAGGGUUAUUAUGAGGAUUACAAUACACUCAUACUCACAGAGCAUGAGCACUGGCUCAGUUACAGUAAGUACUCAGUAACUGGUAGUUUUAUUACUGCUUGUAGGAAGCGGUAUUCUGAGCAAAACCCCUUAUAUGCAUUCUGAUAUAUUUUUUAAAAUUUAAAAUAAAAUUAAGCAUAUCUUUGCCCUUAUAAUCAGUCCUCCACAAAGAAAACAUGAAGAAAAGAAAUUGUUCUUUCUUGGUUUGCAUCUAUGGGGUGCCGCUGUCGAAAGUGUAGGGAUUUUUAGGCCGAUGCCGCGGCUCACUAGGCUAAUCCUCCGCCUUGCGGCGCCGGCACACCGGGUUCUAGUCCCAGUCGGGGCACCGAUCCUGUCCCGGUUGCCCCUCUUCCAGGCCAGCUCUCUGCUAUGGCCUGGGAGUGCAGUGGAGGAUGGCCCAAGUGCUUGGGCCCUGCACCCCAUGGGAGACCAGGAUAAGCACCUGGCUCCAAGCUUCGGAUCAGCGCGGUGCACCGGCCGCAGCGCGCCUACCGCGGCAGCCAUUGGAGGGUGAACCAACGGCAAAAGAAGACCUUUCCCUCUGUCUCUCUCUCACUGUCCACUCUGCCUGUCAAAAAAAAAAAAAAAAGUGUAGGGACUUUUACAACCUAUUUUACAGAGGAUGAAACUGACCCUCAGGUCAAGUACGAGGGCCCAGCACCACACAGCUAAUAAAUGUCUGAGCUAGAAUCAAAGCCACCUCUUCUCUGGCUGCCAAGUCCGUGUUUUACACAGUUCCUGUAUCUUUGGUUCCAAAGCAGUUGGUUCCUGGCUCUGAACUUGCUGCCCAGGCCAUUCUUUGCCUCUGCAGUUUUCGCUGGCCGGUCAGCCCAACCUGCUUUCAUUAUGUCCCCUGACUGUGACCGUGACAUAAGAGGAACUGUACGUGACACAUUGCUUCCCUGAGCCCAGCAAAUGGAUUUGCCUGUGUCUCCCAAUCCCCUGGGCACCAUGCAAAUGGAUCAUGCCGAUGAAACUCCUCCAGGAAGAGAGACAUAGGAAUGAAAUCCACGUCCUGUUUGCCUUUCAUUCUUGGGCCUGAGCCCCAGCCCAUGGUUGUCUUGACUCUGCCGCCUCGUUUCCUUUGAGCCGCAUCCAUCUCAACCUCUCAUAGACACCACAGCUUUCUGAUUUUCCACAGGAGCAGCAAGGGCCUGGAGUGGGGAGGAUAAGGACCUAGAGAAGGCCCAGGAACUGGAAAGCCCUGUUGGAGACUCAGCUGUCUGGGAACAGGCAGGCUCUUUAUUUCAGUAAUCAUAACAACAACAGUUGAUGUUAACCAUGUGCCUGAUACUGUGGGAAACGCUGUCCUCAUAGAAACUUCACAGGAACCUCAGGCAGCCUAGACAGAAUCUUACCUAGGAGAUGGGCACUGUAUUUAUCCCCAUUUGAUAGACGUAAAAAUUGAGGGCACAGAGAGGUAAAGUAACUUGUCCAGCAUCACAUAGGUUGGCGUUAGAACCCAGGGUUUUUUAGUCCAUGAGUUUAACUGAUAGGUCCUGUUGCUUUUUGGUAGGGAAUGAAUGAUCUUCUGGUGAAUAAAAAAGUCUGGGAUUUAAGGCCUGGCCAAACAAUGAAGGCCCAGAGAGGCAGUGUCCAGGUGGUCAUGCUUUGGAGGCAACCGAGUUGGGUUGAAAUUGCAGCUGUACCACCUCCUGGCCACAUAACCCUGGGCAAGAAACCUAAUCCAGACGUGCCUGUUUCCCCACCUACAAAAUGGGGAUGGCAGUCCUUCUGUGCUUGGGCCAUGGUGAGGCUGACAUGAAUGAGAUCAUAUCCGCAUAGCUGUUAGCCCUGAGCCUGGCACGCACAAGUGGUCCUGAGGAUGAACUGUUAGUGUUAUUGUUACUGAUGCCGUGCAGAGAGAGUGUGCCAGUGUGCCUGACUGCAGCCCCCGACCCUGACACUUCGCGCUGACGAGGAUAAGGAGAGACUAUGAACAGACACAGCUAGUGAAGGGCAUGGAGGAAUUAGGGCCAUUUUCUUCAGUGCCUCAUUUUUGGGUAAAUGUUCCUAAAUGGAAUAAAACAUAUAUGCAGUGGAUGCUCAGCAGGCCUUUAAACACACCAUUCCAGUGCUUUAAAAAUCCUGUGAUUUGCCGUCUUUAGGGAGUUGUUGCGGGAGAGAGCUUGGCAGAAAGUCAACAUUGCAGGCAUGAAAUGUGAGCCCAGUAAAUGAUGGCGGCCUUGCUAGGGGUUUGAGUAAAUUUGCAACAAGAAAAAAGGACUGUGUAAAAAAAAAAUGACUUUGUAUUUUGUGGCUUAUUGCCUCUGGAUAUAUGGUAAAAUUGAUUUAAAAUAUAAUUGUCUAAGGACUAGAACAGUGGUCCUAAUCAAAAUGAGCCAUAAAUGUAUUAAAUCAAAUUUAAAAGUUGUACUUGCUUUUUGCCACCAUGGAUAGGUUAGAAUUUAAAUUCUUUGAGUACUGGAACAAAGUACCCAUAAUUGAUAAUUUUUGUUAUGAUUUGAGCCCAUUUAAACAUCUAGGCUAGAAAGACAGAGACCACGUGAAAAGAGGCACUAUCUGGAUAGACAUACACAUUUGGAAUUUGAAAAAGCAGUUAAUUUGCUACUGCGCUCCUAUUGAAAUCAUAUGUCUGACCUCUGAGGCUGACAACUUUUUAGUCUGAUGUGCAUGUUUGAGUGGGUCUGUUUGGAUUCUGGGACUGACAAGACUUGAAACAAGAUGCCCUGCUUGUCACUGGACGUGGACCACAGCUGCCUGGCACUGCGACAGGCCUUUGCUGCUGCCAGAGGGAAGCAGCUGGCUGUGUGGAGCCCCUGCUUCACCGCUCCUGAUGGCCUGGCCUGCACUCGAGGCUAAAACUCACCCGUGUCUGCUGUCAGCUGUUUGAGCCUCAGAUGAGCUCUGCUGAGCUGAAAGUGGGCGCCAGUUCAAUGAACAGGACGUGGACCCUGGGACCAUUGGUGAUUUAGGGCCCCCUCCAUGGGGCCCUGAAUCGGAAGACAUCCUGGAUGCUGGCUGAACCAUGUGCUUGGCACACAAGUGCCCACAGGGAGGGGCUUCUCUGACAGGAACGCCUACAGUCAAACCGCUGAUCAGCUCCUGGGCUCUGCUGCAGAGCUAAUUGCAUUCCUGAAGUCAGAUUUUGCCGAAAGUCACCAGCUGGGAAAGGCACGUCACCGACUUUCACCUUUCUGCCUGCUUCCACGGUGCUGCUGUGUGUUGGCUCAGGCUCAGCUUUCAGGAUUAGUUGCAGCUCACGACAGUGCCCUGAUAGUCUAACUCUGCUUCUCUUUAUUUUUCUCCGAGUACACACAGCCAAAUAAGGUAGGUUGAUAAAAUGUUACUGUCCCCAGAAAGGGCUUGGUCUUUUCCAGGCUGUACAUUGGGUAGAUAGGACAAAAACAGAGGACAGUGAUAUACACUAAUUUGUAAAUUUCUGAAAAUUUAGAAUUUUCUCCUCUACUAGUCUUCUAGGGUUACCGUAAUGAAAUACCAGAAACUGAGUGGCGUAAACAAUAGGAAUUUAUUUUCUUACUAUUCUGGAGGCUGGAGGUCCAAGAGCAAGGUGACAACAGGUUUGAUUUUUCCUGAAGCCUCUCUCCCUGGCUCACAGAUGGCUGCCUUCCUGCUGUGUCCUCCCAGAGUCCCUCUGUGUGUGUGUCUCUGCGUCUUAUCUCCCCUUUCUGUAAGGCCACCAGUCCUAUUGGGUUAGUGCCCACCCUAACAACCCCAUGUCAACUUCAUCUCCGCUCUGAAAGCCUAUCUCCAAACACAGUCGCGUUCUGAAGUACCAAUGAUUAGGGCUUCAACAAAUGGAUUUCGGGGGAUACACCCCAUAGCAUCCUUACAGGUUCCUGACUCUUUCUAUUACGUUGUGUACAGACAUGUAUCUGCAAAGCUGUCUUUGUACCUCUUGUAUACAACUGUUCCAUACAAAAGGCCUAAGAAAUGAUUGAAAGAAUGUAAAGUUAGGAUUGUUGAAGAGGACUAAUUUUGUAACAUUGGAGAAAUAAAAACCUGGCACCUGA